Rubroshorea leprosula is the source of this 337-nucleotide messenger RNA. The record is from the annotation of a GenBank genome assembly. Lineage: Eukaryota; Viridiplantae; Streptophyta; Magnoliopsida; Malvales; Dipterocarpaceae.
ACUUGUAAAACCAAAUUAGACCUAAAGAUAUAACUCGAAGAAUUACACACAUUCAAGCAUGGAUAACUCUUCCAAAUCCAAAGAGAAGCGUGAGAUCAAUUUUCUGAGUGAUGAUCAAAGAGAUUUUCGUGAGUCAAAAAACAACAAUGGAACUUCCAAAGAAUCUGAUAGUUCAAAGGUUGAGAAAGCUUCUGGUGGUUCAACUUUGUCAUGCCUCAACCCCAAGGUCAAGACAUGACAAACGCCACACAUCUAUAGGGAUAAUCCCAUAAAUGUGUAAGGUUACCUCAACUAAACAACUUGUAAUAUCUAAAUGCAAUAAAGUUAAAUUCUAUAA